GUAGAAACAUAUACUCUAUUACAUUCUGUCUUUCUGCAUGGUAGGUUAAAAGUAAACAGAGCCAGGAUGCUGUUGGCCUUUCUUCUUGUGUCCUCUGGGUGUUUCCUGGACCUGGCGGUGUGCACUGCAGCACAAUCUGAACUGAGAAUCACAACUAUAAAGCAAGAGCCAUAUACAAUGUCAAAAGGAAGUCAGCUGGAAGGCUUCUGCAUGGACCUGCUCUCUGAAGUGGCCAAGAAAGUAGGAUUCAAGUACAAAGUGAAACUGGUAAAGGACAGCUCCUACGGUCGGCAGGAUGAGAGCGGGAACUGGAAUGGAAUGAUUGGAGAGGUGUUGAGAGGGGAGGCAGAUCUUGCUAUUGCUCCGCUGACUCUGACUGCAGCUCGAGAAAAAGUUGUGGGCAUGACUAAACCCUUCAUGCAGACAGGGAUAAGCAUCCUGCUGAGGAAGGACAUCUCAGAGGGUGCAGGUUUCUUUGACUUCCUGACCCCUUUUGCACCAGAAACCUGGAUCGGUAUACUCAUCGCCUACAUUGGUACUGCUGCCAGCAUCUUUAUAGCUGCCAGAUUAAGCCCAUCUGAGUGGAGUGAGGCUCAGAGUGAGAGAAACAGAUUCAGUUUCCUCUACAGCUUGUGGUACACAGCUGGAGCUCUAACUUUACAAGGUGCUGGUCCUCAUCCUAAAGCCCUUUCAGGACGUGUCAUCUGCAGCUGCUGGUGGUUAUUCUCUGUCGUCUUACUGGCUUGUUACUUCUCCAACCUCAGCUCCUUCAAAACUCCAGAGUCCAGUCACCUAACCGUGAAAGGUUUUGAGGACUUGGCCAAUCAGGAAACAAUCCAGUAUGGCUGCCUGGCUGGUUCUUCCACUCUUGCUUUCUUUAAGAAUUCAAACAACCCAGUGUACCGCAGAAUCUACGAACACAUGGAGAGGGCGCAGAGUUUUGUGUCGUCUAUGGAUGAGGGGGUCAAUCGGGCAAAAGAGGGAAACUUUGCCUUUAUUGGGGAGUCUGUUUCUCUGGACUUGGCUGUAGCACGCCAUUGUGAGCUGGUGAGAGUGCAUGAGGUCAUUGGCAUGAGGGGAUACAGCAUUGCUGCCCCCCUAGGUUCCCCGAUCAUAAAGAACCUAAGUGUGGCGAUCCUUCAGCUCAGCGAGGCGGGUGAGCUGGCCUAUCUGCGGAGCAAGUGGUGGGCGAGCAGCUGCAUAGCAGACAAGGCCAAACCAGCAGCUGUGCAGCCACACAGCCUGAAGGGGAUGUUCCUGGUGCUUGCUCUGGGGCUGGGGUUGGGGACCCUUGUGGCUGUUCUGGAGCUUACCUUUAAGAGCCGCAGAAAGGCAGCAGAACAGCAGAAGUCUUGCUGCACCGUCCUGACCGAGGAGCUUAGUCUGCGGCUGAAGAACAGAGGUGCUAACAAACCCCAGGAAAAUGCGGACAAAGAAAAAGCUUAGAAACUUUUUCACUUUCUAGUCUGGUUCCUUUUUAAAUAAACCAGACUUAGUUUUUCUAGGUUUUUAGAUAUACUACUUGAAUUCUAUUUAAAACAAAAUCUUUUAACCCAUAAAACAUAUAGUUUUGUGUGUUUUAAACUGUAAAGGAAAAAAAAUCACUGUUGGUUUUUUACAACAAAAUAACGUUUAAUCCAAGUUAACAAUUAAAAUCUGACACUAUGACUCACAUAUAAAGCUUGGUUUUUAAUCUAACAUAUUGCAAGCAUUUCUGUACAGUUGGCAGCAGCAUCUUUAGAUUUC
Messenger RNA from Cyprinodon variegatus (sheepshead minnow), 1746 nucleotides. RefSeq names its product glutamate receptor U1-like (gene grik6). NCBI's taxonomy places the organism in Eukaryota, Metazoa, Chordata, Actinopteri, Cyprinodontiformes, Cyprinodontidae. The record is from RefSeq and is a predicted model, not a curated record. Gene Ontology annotation, molecular function: transmitter-gated monoatomic ion channel activity involved in regulation of postsynaptic membrane potential; AMPA glutamate receptor activity. Gene Ontology annotation, biological process: monoatomic ion transport; synaptic transmission, glutamatergic; modulation of chemical synaptic transmission. Bases 67 to 1446 code for a protein of 459 amino acids. Gene Ontology annotation, cellular component: postsynaptic membrane; plasma membrane; AMPA glutamate receptor complex. The transcript has 9 exons.